This is a messenger RNA of Peromyscus eremicus (cactus mouse), 2192 nucleotides long. It is a transcript of the gene Erich6b, whose product is annotated as glutamate rich 6B. Bases 195 to 2075 code for a protein of 626 amino acids. NCBI's taxonomy places the organism in Eukaryota, Metazoa, Chordata, Mammalia, Rodentia, Cricetidae. The transcript is spliced from 14 exons. The record is from RefSeq and is a predicted model, not a curated record.
CCCAUGGUAACGGGGAGCGAUCCAAACUUGAGAUCAGAAGAGUUCAGCUAGCUCUCUGCGGGCAGGAUUCAGGUUUGGCUGUCACUGCUACGAAGUCUCCUGGCUUGGAUCCAGCUCUCCCCAGCAUUGAUGGUAAAGUAACAUUGUAACAUUAUCUGCUACUGAAAGGACUCGUCUGCUCAGGCUUCCUCAUCAUGUCUGACAAGACUUCAUCAUCAGGAUCUUCAGGUUCUGGCUCUCCUGUGGCUUCUAAAUCCUCCACACAGACGGCAUCCUCGGCUCCCUCGGCUCCCUCGGCUCCCUCGUCUUCCUUAGAGGAACAGGAUAGUGAAGAGCAGGAAGAUGAGAGUACACUGGAGGAAUCUCUGUCUAGUCUGGAGGAUGAGUCUGAGUGGUAUAUGGAUGACGAAGAGUCUCUAGGGCCUGAGGAGCUUAUGGAGGAGGAAGAACCUUGGGAGGAGGAAAAACCUCUCAAGGAGGAGUACUUGGAGGAGGAGUACCUGGAGGAGGAGGAGGAGUACCUGCAGGAGGAGUACCUGGAGGAGGAUGAUUAUCUGGAUGAGAAAACAUUUUUUCAGAGGGAAACGUAUCUGUUUAAAGGAGCAUUUGUGAAGGAGAAAACUUAUUUGAAAGAAAAGAAAUUUCAGAAACAUCUGGCAAAGGAACUCAAGGCAGUUGGCAAAGCAGCAGGCAAGUCCAAACUUAAAGCAAGGACCAAAGUUUCCAGUACUGUUCAAGGAAUCAAUCUCAUGGCUUCCUCUCCUUCGAGCUCUGAAUAUGACCUGAAGCUCACAACAUCUUCUUACUACAGUUUGACAGGAGUCUCUAUAACCCUAAGAGACCAGAGCAGUCAGACAGAAUGGCCCUACAAGAGCAAUUUGGGAACGCCCCUAAAAUCAAAAGCAACACUAGGUCAAGAUGACUCCUCCGCGUUAACACAUAAGAAGUCUGACUUGGAAGCCUCGGAGAGCUUCCCUCAAGGGUCCUUUUGGGACACUAUACUAAAUGAGCCUUUUGACAAGCAGGAAGAUGAAGCCUAUGAUUCUCUUCCCAGCUCCUAUCAGUCUGUGUUUAGGGAGAUAAUCACUGAGCUGGCAUCUCGCCACCAACUGGAAGAGGAACUGGACAUGCCCUUGAGCAAGCUGAUGGAGGGUGAAAACAGGAAGAAGCUGGGACUCCUGUUGAAGAAGAAUUUUGAAAAAUACAGAGAAACGAUUAUGUGGAUUAUUAAAAAACGUGAAGCAAGUCAGAAGAUGGCAGAGAAGUGCACUACCAUUACCUACAUAAUAUCAACUCUGCUACAGCCCCAAGAGCCAGAGCCAAAAGAAGUCGUGAGACGUGUUUCCACUUUCAAGAGGUUGAGACUAGACAUCGAAUGGACCCGGGCAAAGAUGAAGGCACAUCAAGGUGAUGGAAAAUUAAUUGCCUACCACAGUGGGAGGAGUUUCCAUGUUCUCUUUCCUAACUGCACAGGGCAGAUAUACUACCCAUCAGGGAACCUGGCUCUGCUUAUCACCCGCCAAGGAGUCGCAAAGUUCACGUACAUUGUUCUAGAAGACUGUGUAAAUAAAAAGAUCCGGGGCCUUGUCAACAACUCUGGCCAUGCCACCUUCUAUAAUGAGGAUGGAGGGCUCUGGUUGAGCCUAAGCAAACUCCUGGGAUACUACUUUCCCAACGGCAAGCGUCAGAAGGCCUGGAACUGGUGGAAUCUGAGCGUCCACGUGCAUGCCCCCCCUAUCAUGCGCAUCACUUUGCAAGUCAACAAGUACGUCCAUAUACAAAUAAGGAGCCAGGACAAGGUCCUCUUCUACUUCUUCCCCCCCAAACAGAAGAAGAUUUGUUUAAACAUGGGCACCAAGUUCAAGUUUCUAAACCUGAAACUACUUCAAGUCAUGAAGAAGAAGGCAAUCCUGGAGACAGACCCCCGCCCAACAUCGUGGAAGAUCCAGGCUCUUCUGGGGAAAAUAAGUAAGAGUCUGAACUUCCUGACCCUGUCUGACUUGGAAGACUUCACGGAGGUCGUCCAGGUGGCGCUCAACAACCUCACUGCAAGGAAAUCUCGAAUCUGGGUUUAGGGCAGCCACCACUGGGUCCCGGGCCUCCACUGCAUGUCUUGGGAAAUGAGAGACCUCGGGAGCUGCAGGGACCCCACAAAGACCCGUUUAUGUCUUUGAGAGUCAGCUUGUCGUUCA